CAGCCUCCAAGCCAGCAUCCUGCCUUCGCAUGCAGGACAGCAGACUUUGAGUCGCCCUUGUCCACACCAAUCUCGUACCGUCUCAGUGCUCGCUCCCAGUCGCUUGCUGCCCGUCGGUCUCGUCAGCCACGCUGCCAGCAUUGGUUCAGGCACAACCAGCUGCGCUGUUCCGCCCGCUUCUCCGUGUGUCUCUCGCGCCCAGCCUGCCCACGCGCCCCUCUCGCCGCCCUCACGAUAACGACCGCCACACCUCCUUCGCCAACCCAGCACCGCGGCCAUGAAUCCCCCAGGGCAGAGUGGCCAGUACGGCAUCCCGCGGAGGACCAACACAUACUCGGGCCAGCACGACGAGCUGCACAUGUCGCCCGGGGCUCAGGGUGCCAGGGACUACGGCAAGCUCGACCCGGCUUCUGCCCAGGCUGGCGGCUCGCCUUACCAUCAUCAGCAAGGCGGCUCCAACGUCCCCAAUGUCUUACAACCCGCUGGAGGCCUAAGUGCCGGCGCCCGACCGUCGGCCGCAUCCGCCAACACUGCUCCCUCCCUGCCCACCAUGUCGGGCUCCAUCCAGCACCAGUCCAUGUCUCCGAACGAGUACACCUCGCCCUCCAAGCCGCCGCAACUCAACAUGUCCCAUAGCUACUCGCGCUCCAGCCCGGCCGCUGGUUACGACGGCCCUGCUUCUGGUGGCUACUCGCCCUACGCGCCCACGACCCCUGGCGGCUCCUCGAUGGCUGGACCGUCGCAGUACAUGUCGCCCCCCGAUCCCAAACACGGCACUCCAGGUUCUCAGCGGAACAUCACCAAUGCGCCCUUGGGACUCGCCGACAUUCGACCCCGCGCAGACUCGAGCUUGUCAGAUGGGCCUCAGGGCACUUCCGGAUACGAGCUUGCCAAUGUCCAACCAUCAGCGAGCAACUAUGUGGCGCCUUGGGCCCUGUACGCCUUCGACUGGUGCAAGUGGGCGCCGCAGGGCAAAGGCGCCGGGAAAGUUGCCAUCGGAAGCUACCUCGAAGAUGGACACAACUUUAUUCAAAUCCUCGAUACCCAAGUCGUCAGCACUCCACCUGAACUCUACACGCCCGGCUCGUCCAAGUACAGCCUCGAGUUCACAAAGGUUGCGGAAGCCACCCACUCCUACCCAGUGACUCGCCUGUUAUGGGAACCUCCUUCGUCAACAAAGCAGACGACAGACCUGCUAGCGACCUCUGGCGACCACCUGAGGCUGUGGUCCCUCCCUUCAGACGGCCAGGCCUCGUACUCGAACUCGAUCAACAACAAGGCUGCGACAAACGCAGCAACGACAAAGCUGACGCCUUUGGCUUUGCUGUCGAACUCGAAAACACCUGAUCACACUGCUCCCCUGACGUCUCUGGACUGGAACACCGUCUCUCCGAGCUUGAUUAUCACAUCAAGCAUUGAUACGACCUGCACCAUCUGGGACAUUCCCUCCCUCACAGCCAAGACGCAGCUGAUUGCCCACGACAAAGAAGUCUAUGAUGUUCGGUUCUGUGCGCAUAGCGUGGAUGUCUUUGUCAGCUGUGGGCAAGACGGCAGUGUACGUAUGUUCGACCUCCGCAGUUUGGAGCACAGCACCAUCAUCUACGAACCAACGGCCAAGGACGACAGAGAUGCCAAUGGUGGAAGGAUCAGUCCUACCCUGGCGCAACAGACCAUGUCCAACGCGCCGCCUCUGCUUCGUCUGGCCACCUCGCCGCACGAUACUCAUCUUCUCGCUACAUUCGCGGCCGAGACAAACAUCAUCCGGAUUCUCGACGUGCGGCAGCCCGGUCAGGCUCUGCUCGAGCUGCGUGGGCAUGGUGGUAACGUCAACUCGGUGGAAUGGUCACCAAACAGACGUGGCCUGCUUGCAUCUGGUGGCGAUGACAGCCAAGUCCUGCUAUGGGACCUCAUGAACAGCACACCUAUGACCGGUGGUGGUACGAAUGGCACCCCUGGGUCUACGGACAAGCAUCUGUCCCCAGUGGCCAGCUGGCAGUGCGACUACGAGGUGGGCAACGUUGGCUGGGCGCCUCAUCUUGCCAAUGGCGAUGCCGGGGACUGGCUUGGUGUGAGUGGCGGUCGGGGAGUGUGGGGAGUCAAGAUAUAGGAGGCCUGAGAGUAUAGUCAAGCGGCAAGACCAGCUCGUGAAGUUGCGGAUUGAUCGACGACGCGUAAGCCUGUCACUCCUGAUACAUGCAUUUUCAUAGCACGGCGUUAUGGUAUAGCACGAGAGACCGCGGUGAGUUCUGGAGAGGCAAUUUUCGAAAGGGCCACAAAAGCACGGCAUGAAAAUUAGAUUAUAGCAGGCGAAAUGAAACACGUCAAGGGAGAAGUUGGGGU
Molecule: messenger RNA, 2340 nt
Organism: Microdochium trichocladiopsis
Lineage: Eukaryota; Fungi; Ascomycota; Sordariomycetes; Xylariales; Microdochiaceae
Product: WD domain-containing protein
Exons: 3
Coding region: 278-2107 (609 amino acids)
Cellular component (GO): nucleus
Molecular function (GO): protein binding
Source: RefSeq, a predicted model, not a curated record